This is a messenger RNA of Scomber japonicus (chub mackerel), 2003 nucleotides long. RefSeq names its product solute carrier family 22 member 31 (gene slc22a31). The transcript is spliced from 9 exons. Gene Ontology annotation, cellular component: membrane. The coding region runs from base 1 to 1845 and encodes 614 amino acids. Gene Ontology annotation, biological process: transmembrane transport. NCBI's taxonomy places the organism in Eukaryota, Metazoa, Chordata, Actinopteri, Scombriformes, Scombridae. Gene Ontology annotation, molecular function: transmembrane transporter activity. The record is from RefSeq and is a predicted model, not a curated record.
AUGGAUUAUGAGGCGAAGGUUUUCCCUCACACCGGCGGCUAUGGACGCUACAACCGAAUCGUGGUCUUCUUCAGCUGGUUCCCCAACUUCGCGGUCAUGCUGAAUCUGUUUAGCGACGUUUUUUACACUCUUAUCCCGGACUCGUACCACUGUAAACCCGACCCGCAGCUUCUGCCCUCAGCCUUCCUCCUCAGCAACUUCUCCAGGCAGGGAUACCUCAACCUCACCAUCCCCUGGGUGAACGGCACCGGCCGGAGCCACUGUGAACUUUUUAAAUAUCCAGCCAACACCUCGGAGUUUUCCGAAAAUGUGCCCAGGGAGAGGGUGUCCUGCACCAAAGGGUGGGAGUACACCCAAAUAGCGGGGCUCCACAGCAACUUUGUAACUGAGUGGAACCUGGUUUGCAGCGACUACUGGAAAAUCCCUUUGCAACACAUCUGUUUCAUGAUAGGAUGGAUUCUGGGAUACAUUUUACUCGGUUCCUUAUGUGACUGGUUAGGUCGUCGGCGGGGUUUCCUCCUCUCCAUCAGUCUGUCCAGCCUGUUAGGAGUGGCGGUGUGUUUGUCUAACAGUGCCGUGGUAUUUCUCCUGCUACGCCUCUCUCAAGGCACCAUGCUUGCUGGGGUGUUUGUAUCAUCGUACAUCGCCAGGUUGGAGCUUUGUGAUCCUCCCCAUCGUCUAAUGGUUGCUAUGGUCAGCAGCUUCUUCACAGUGUUUGCAGAGCUGCUGUUGCCAGGCAUCGCUGUUCUGUGCCGCGAUUGGCCUGUUCUCCAGGCCGUUGCCACUUUACCUCUGCUCCUGCUGCUUUCUUAUUGGUGCUGUGCGUCAGUGUUUCCUGAGUCUCCUCGCUGGCUGCUGGCCACAGCUCAGAUCCCUCAGGUGAAGAAGAGCCUCCAGGAAUUCUCAACCAGGAACGGUGUGUGUCUGCGGGAUGAAAUCUACCCUGGUGAAACCCUGCUGUCAGAGAUCAGUUCAGCAUAUGGAGAAGACUGCCAGCCGAGGUAUCAUUCGGUUUUGGAGCUGCGUCAGACUCGUGUUAUCUGGAAGAACUGCCUCAUCCUCAGUUUCACUCUGUUUAUUGGAACAGGUGUCCAGUACUGUUUCACCAGAAACCUGCACAGUUAUUCUACCAACUUCUACUUCAGCUACUUUCUCAGAGUGAUAACCGGAGCAUUGGCCUGCAUCUUCAUCUGCUUGUCUGUCAAUCGCUUUGGUCGGCGUGGUAUGCUUCUGCUCUCUGCCAUCAUCACUGGACUGUCAUCGCUGCUGCUGCUGGCCCUCACUCAGUACCUGCGUGGAGGCCUGGUGUUGGUGCUUUCUGUUGUGGGUCUGCUGUCCUCUCAGGCUCUCGCUAUGCUCAGUAUGUUCUUUGCCUGUGAGGUGAUGCCCACUGUAGUGCGAGGUGGUUGCCUGGGCCUGGUGCUGGCAGCAGGGUGUGUUGGCAUGGCCGCCUCCUCCCUGAUGGAGCUCCAAAACAAUGGCGGAUACUUCCUACAUCAUGUCAUCUUCGCCUCUUUUGCCGUGCUCUCUGUGCUAUGUAUCAUGCUCCUGCCUGAAAGUAAACGCAAGCCGCUUCCAGACUCACUGAAGGAGGGUGAGAGCCAGCGCCGGCCACCUCUCUUCCUGUCCCAGCCUGGCAGGGACAACCUGCCACUACUCUGCACCCGGCCCCCUUUGUCAGAGUACAACCCUGAUAACUAUUCCCGCUUGGUCUCUGCCACCAGGAGGAUGUUGACUAAAGAUACUUUGCCCUAUAGGAUCGCUGUGCCAACCCACACUGCUCUGCUGUCAGAUAGUGAAUCACAGGGACGAGAGAAUGAGACACUAAGAGAAGUUAUGUCUUAAUUCUAAGAUCCUUCUCAUCCUCCACUGUACAGACUUGGAUUAUACCUCCUCCUUAGAACUCUGACAGACCGUCUACCAUCAUCCCUGAAUGAAUUAUUGUCUGAGUCACUGGCUGGUCAUAACUCACCCUAUGAACCAUCCUUGGCUUGGAUGCAGUG